Molecule: messenger RNA, 1244 nt
Organism: Tilletiaria anomala UBC 951
Lineage: Eukaryota; Fungi; Basidiomycota; Exobasidiomycetes; Georgefischeriales; Tilletiariaceae
Product: YjeF N-terminal domain-like protein
Exons: 2
Coding region: 306-1163 (285 amino acids)
Cellular component (GO): mitochondrion
Molecular function (GO): NAD(P)HX epimerase activity
Source: RefSeq, a predicted model, not a curated record
UUUCAGUAUUGUCCAGUCCCACCGUUCAUCCAGCUACUCAGAAAAGCACGCGUGGGCGAAGCCUACAACCCAGUGCGCUCGCGCAUGCUACCACCGUGUUGCGCGAGUGCUGGAAAUCAACACCUGCUUUGCGUCCAGCACGAAUUCAGCCUUCCGAGCAAAGUCUUUACGCCUCGAUUCCCUCGCUGCCAUCUCCGCUCUAUUUGAAUACAGCAAAGAGAAGGGCGCUCGCUGCAUUAUCUCCUCUUCCCGGUUCCAUCUGCUGGCGUUCGUUGUGAUUAACUGGGUUUCACAGGCUUCCCAUCAUGGGCUCGGUGGCAGAAGGAUCACUGCAGCCAUCCGAGCAGGCGCAAGAGUUGCCACCGAGCUCGCCAUCGAGUGCUUCGCCGCCUCGCAUUCGUUUCAUCGAUGCGGCAGAGGCAGCAUCCAUCGAUGAAAAGCUCAUGUCUGCAGAGGGAGGCUUCAGCAUCGACCAGCUGAUGGAGCUCGCUGGUCUGGCAUGCGCACAAACGGUCUAUGCGUGCUACCCGCCGGACCAGUUUCCCAGCGUGUUAGUUGCUGCGGGCCCAGGAAAUCAAGGCGGUGACGGACUUGUUGCUGCGCGGCAUCUGCACCAUUUUGGAUACGAUGUCAAGGUGUGCUACCCAAAGCAAGGAAAGACAGACCUGUUUGCCCGGCUCAAAAGGCAGCUCCAGAACCUUAAGAUCACCAUCGUUGGCGCCGAUGACUUUGAAGAUGCGUACGAGCAGACGGAUGUUAUGCUGGACUGCAUCUUUGGCUUUAGCUUCAAAGGGGAAGUGCGGCAGCCAUUCAAGGAUAUCAUCGGCCUCUGGAAGAACGAUUCGCUCGUGGAAUUCGAAUUCCGGCGACACCAGCCUCCGAUCGUCAGCGUGGACAUUCCAUCAGCAUGGGACGUAGAGAAAGGAAACGUCAACGGCAGCUUCACACCUCAGGUCUUGCUUUCGCUAUCAGCGCCAAAGCUCGGCAGUGCUGCGUUCGGCGGCCGACACUUUCUCGGUGGCCGCUUCAUCCCGGAUGAGCUGGAACGUGAGAUGGAUCUUCUCCUUCCGGACUUUGAGGCGGACUCGCAGAUUGUCGAGAUCACUGGUGCACACCCGCUCGAUCGGAAGGCUGUCGAGGAGCUGCGAGCAAGCAAAGAGUGAGACGGGCAAGCGCGCACAGAGUGAGGGCAUCGGUGGCGCCUUGACUUGUCUUCGGGAAGAAGACGGCUCGCUCCUGCAUCC